AUGAGGCGCAGAAGUCGCCUAGAUUCCGAGGUCGAUUGCACCAGAAAUGCCGGCCAAAACACGAAAAUCUUGAUACGAGAGAGGAAGGAGCUGCGAAGAUGGAAGACAUCUGUGGAAGUCCGUAGCCCGAAUCUCUUCAUUCCACCUCAAAUCGCCACCCACAUCGAAAAUAUGCCGUUCGCCAAAUUGGCAGUAACAAAGGAUGGAAGCCGUUUUGUGAUCCUCUGCGAUUCUCCAAAGAGACAGUUCGAGUUCUACUUCCUUGACGGGAAUACAAUCGAAUGUGAAUUCGAGAUCGAGAUCCCAAAAGAUGACUUUGCUUCAUAUUGCCAACUUAUGUUCACGGAAACGUCCCUCCUUGUGGCAACUAGAAGCUCGGGCUUUCUUGACGUCUUCGAUCAACAUGGCUUCCACUACUACACAAUUGGAUUGGAAGUAUCGCAAGGCAAUUUCGACAUGCGGUGUGCCGUUUGUGAUAUACAGUCGAUCGCCAUCGAUUCGGCAUUCGGAGGCGGUGAAGAUGAUUUUAAUGAAACACUCUAUGUGCUGCAAUACAAUGGGACUUUCUCAAUUUAUAAAUUGGGACGAAUGCACCCGUUCAAAGUUUGCUCCGUUUCGCUCGACAUUGGAUUGUGUGGAAGCUUUAAAGUCCUCAACGGUGGAAAUUUGCUGCUAGUCUCUUCACACUAUCGGCAAACAGACCAAAAACCAAUCGCUGGGCUGAAUGUUUUUCGGUUGAUUGACGGCGAGCCAUUCGUGGAAGGGGUCAAAGUUACUGACAACAAAAGCUCUUGGUCUUCAGUUUUGGCUAGAUUUCCAUUUUCUAUGGGGAACUACAAUUAUCUCUGCUCGCUGGCCGUUAACGAAAAAGAAACGCAUAUGUGUGCGGUGUCCACAAAUGGUGACGUCUUCAUGUUUGAGUUACCCUCGGCUCGGCUGUCAUUUAGCAUUCCAUUCAUCAGUGGCUCUUGCCCGCGCCAAGUUGAAUUCACCGAUGAGAAGGAAAUAUGUGUUUUAUUUUCUUGCGGAUCGCUUCUUCGAACUUCCGUUGAUGAUCUUUUUGAACAAAUGCAUUCUUUUAAAAAGGAAGAGACUAGAGAAGAUGACAAAUAUGCGCCUCGUACCUGGAUGCUUGCGCCAAGAAAUCGACACCUGUUUGCAUUGGAAAAUGAGGGAUUUGUUCAUACUGUAGAAGAGGCUUCAAAGAAGCGGAUCUCCAUGGCGUUUUAUCGGCUGAUGGAUAGUUCCUGGCGAUACUUCAAGACAUUGAUGGGAAUGGCGAUCGGAGACUCAUCUACCUCUUUAGCCAGAGUAACACACAUCGAAAUGAUGGAGUUUAUCCUCUCUCACACGCCUACGAUAACUUUGCAAGAGCUAUUCGAACGAACGCUGAACGAACGGGACUAUUCUCGUGCGCUAAGCCUUGCCAGCACAUAUACGACAAUAGACCCGGAUGUUGUGCUGAAGAAUCAAUGGAAAGACGCGUGUCGACAAGGCGUCGUCACCAGCGAACUGGUCGAACAGAUCCUGGGCCAACUCUUUGACGUUGAAUUUCGAGCUGAAGCCUGCUGGGCGAGUAAGGGCGUUGAUCGCGACGUCCAGGAGGCACUCGUGGCAAUGGGUCUCGAAAUGGCCGAUGAGGCACCGCUAGAGUCAUAUAUUCGAAUUGUCCAUGUCGCUCGUCUGCUGCAUAGCAUUGAAGAUUAUGAGCUCUUCCUCGAGAUGCGUGAGAAACCUUUUAUAGAAGUGGCAGGAAAUUUGGCCGAGCGCGCUGAAUUGCCGACGUUGCAAAAACUCGUCGCAGCCAACUUCGACUUUUUGGGCCCUCGAUUGUUAUCUAUUUUGGAGCGAAUCCCGAAUUGCAUUGAGCCGCGAGAAUUCGCUGAAUUUCUACCCACAUGGGCUGGAAAUGACGUGAAAUUCGAAACCGAACCUGGCGAGGAAGCUAUAAUUCUGAAAAAGCUUGCUGGAGACCCUAACGCCGAGCCGUUCCUCGAUCAGGUCAACACGGGAUGCAAUGGCGAGCGUUUCGAGAAGCAAUCCGGAUCGCAAGAUUUCACUCCGUGGCUUCGGAAACGGGCGCGGCUUAUCGAUGACGAUGUUGGAUUGCCUCAUCUGGUGGUUCAACUAUACGAGCUAGCCAUCGAAAAUGGAUUCACGGAUUCUGAUAUUCGUUCUGAGCUUACCAAAUGGAAGCAAUAUCAAAAGUAUAUGGAUCACUGUGGCCUGGUGAUGAGCAGCAUGGACGCUUUCUUGAAGCUUGACAUUAACGCGCUAGUUUUGAAAUAUUCAAAGUUGUCGGAUCACGAACUCUCAACGAUCAUUGGUUCGGUGUUGGAAAUUCUGGAAUGGAAAGCUGCUAGUGACGGAUCGCACGCUACGGGAUUGCUGCUCUCGACUGUCUUCCCCUUGCUCCUUUGCUACGCCGAUAAUGGUUGUGAGACCCUGCUUGAACUACACAAGCUCCGCCCAGAAUUUCUGGACCGCGAAUCGAUGAUCAAAUAUUUGCAAGAAUCACAAUUGAAGGGUGAUGAGCUGGUGGAUGUCUUGGAAAAGCUCGGCUUUGAGGAUCAAAUUCUCGAGCUGUUCUCCACCCUGAAUAAUUAUGGCUUGGAGUUAAAAUUUUCGAUGGUCUACGAGGCUUUCGAGAAUCACCAGUCGGCGCUAGGCAUUUUUUUAAAAGUCGCGAAUAAAGGUGCCGCAAAAUGUGAAAGUUCGAAUGAUUGGCGGGAAUUGAGGGACGAUGUCCUUUCGCUGCAACAACGCCAUUUCCCGAACACGUCGACCCGGAAAGAGGCCCUAGAAGCGGUCGUCCGCGAAUUUUUAGUACCGGAAGUGAACUGCACACAACCUGAAAGACUGGAAUUGUUCUUGACGCUGUCACGGGGCGAACCAUCACAAGACGUGCUCGCAGGAAAGAAGUUUGACUUGAAGCAAUCGAUUGAGCUUCUCCUGCAAAAAUGUGAUGAAUGUGUGCAGCAGGCUACCGAGCGAACGGAUCCCCUCUUGUCACAAGCCAAAUGCCUCGCCCAAUACGUCGAAAAAGUUUCUAAAGAUGCGGCUGAUGUCUUGAAACAGCUGCAGAUUAUCGAUCUGGCGCUCGAUCUCGGCUUCAAGCAAAUCCCCGUAGUGAUUCGAUACACAGGGGCACAAGCCCUACUCGAUGACAUUGUUGUUAUAGAACGAAAUUAUAAGCAGGGAAAGAAAAUCGCAAAAUUAGCCGUACUCCUCGGCAUCGACACUCCGGUCGCCACCGCGCUCUCGAUGUGCGCCCUGGAGGCGUUGAGACGGCGCGACGAAGAAGCAGUACAAAAAUAUUUGCUCGAAGUCAUGGCAAAAGCACGCGGAAUCGAGAAGGUCCAUCAGCUCUGCGUGCAAUUAAUUCAAACGCCAUUCCUGAAAAAGAUCCGCGACGACAUCUAUGCGUGUGCGCUUCUGAAUGCUCCCGUUGAUGAAUUGUGCACGACGAUGGAUUUGAUAAGUGAGAUUCAACGGCAAACAAGUGAUGAGCCAAGAAAAACACCACCACGAUCAGCAUCUUCUUACCUAGCGAUGGAUCCCAUGUAUUCAAUGGCAAGGCGAAACCCCUUUUCUUAUUCCAAGCUUCAGACAAAAUAUUUCAACGACAUACCGGACAAGGAGGUGAAAGAUGAAGAUCUGACCGACAUGUGCCUAAGGCUUGGCCCGCCGGAAACGGUCAAAGUGUUGGCACAUUGCAGCGCUUCGCAUUCACUUGGGUUGGCGAUGGCGUUGUCAGCUGAAGCGGAAUCGACGAGUUGGACCACCAACGACUACCUAAUUUCCUAUGAAGAAGCCCUGCGGUUUCACGCCGAGAAAUUGACCCCGGCCGUGGUCGAACAAGUGCCGCCCAAGGUGUUGAUUCAACGACGGAUAAUAAAUGACGAAAAAUCCGGGGCGUUGGAUCGAUUGAUGAUACAUGGGUGCGAUCGUGAGCGUUUCAUUGAAGAUGCUGUCUACCGCAAGGAAUCGGUCGUCGGAAUCGCUAUGACUUCCGAUGAACAGGCAUUCAACGAUGCUAUCGAGCUGGCCGAGAAUUUCCGCAUUGACUUGUAUGAUGUGCAUUUUGCCAGCCUCGAAAACGCUAUCACCAGUCUGCCUCCGGCUGAAGCUUCAAAGCUGAUCAAAACCCGCGGACAUCUCCCAGUUCUACACCAACAACUAGAAAAAUUCCAAAGCGAAAUGAGAUCAACUGUCUUGCCCCUAGCUGAGGAAAACGAUCCGUUCCGAUUGUAUCUUUUUGCCUUCCCGGAAACGGCUCCCGAGCGAAUGUCAAUCCCGGCCCUCAAAAAGCUACUGGAAUUCGCGGACAAAUGUCACUUCCGGUUAAUCCUGAAGAGGGCGUACAACGAGACAUCCUAUCUCUCGCAAUCGCUUGCCAAUUUCUCGGACAGUCAACUGAAUCAACUGGCUCCGUUGCUAAAAUUAUUGCCGAAAGGCCCGCAAGCUGUCGAUUCCUUGGUGCGUUUUCUAAUCGACGGUACCGAGCUGCGGCCGCCGGCGAGUCUGCUGACGCUUUGGAAAUUGCUCGGAGAAAGCGAAGAAGCCUUUCUUGAUGUCGUGGCUAUCAAAUCGAGAGAAGACGAAAUACAGUUCCUGGCAUCCAGUCCGAUCGACACGUUCCCAGCUGAGUUGCAGAGUGUGAUCAAGAAACGGCUGGAAGAUCUGACCGGUCACGAAGAAACGCCGGAGCCCGAGGAACAGUCGUCCUCCUGGGACUGGGGCUUAUCUGCAUCGAAAUCUGAAGGGCUCUUGAACCGUCGAAGACAC
Molecule: messenger RNA, 4788 nt
Organism: Mesorhabditis spiculigera
Lineage: Eukaryota; Metazoa; Nematoda; Chromadorea; Rhabditida; Rhabditidae
Source: the annotation of a GenBank genome assembly